AUGAAGAGCUGCAAAAACAAUGCGAACUUUUUCUGGUGCAACUUGAAAAAGAAGCUGCGAUUGGAUGGACGAAACUUUGAAGACUCAAGAAACAUUUCGAUAUACUUUUUGGGAGAACAUGGAAAUGUAGAGGUUUCCAUUGGGCAUACAAAGGUUAUAUGUAAAAUUACGAGUGAAAUUGUGAAGCCUUUUGAUAAGAGACCAUGUGAAGGAAUGAUCAAAGUAAAUUUAGAUAUAGAUAGUUUUACAAACGUAAAUGAUAAUUCCCAAAUUAGUGAUGAAUGUUUGGAAAUUAAAAAUUUAAUUGAAAGAAUUUUAAAAUCAAUAUGGUGUUUGCUAGUAAGCAUUAUUGUGAUAGAAAAUGAUGGGAAUUUAUAUGACUCUUGUUAUUUGUCUGCCUACAGUGCUUUAGUACAUUAUCGAAAUAAUGAAGUGACAGUUGAUAGUAGUGGAAAUAUUAUUAUCGAAGAAGGGGAGACCAAUUACACACCAUUGUCUAUUCAUAAUACUCCUAUUUUGACAACCUUUGCGUACUUUAAUUGUGAAGACAUAUGCCUGAUCGAUCCAUCCAUACAGGAAGAAGAAUUUAUGUCCUCCAAAUUAUCCGUUGCACUUAAUAAAAACGGAAAAUUAGUGAGUAUAUUGAAACCAGGGGGGUCACCCAUAUCGUAUGAAAAAAUACUUGAAGCUAUCGAGCUAGCUAAAAAAAGAGUUAAAAGCAUUUUGAAAAUUUUAGAAGAUGCUUUAGAGGAAGAUAAACAUUUAAGAAAUAGCUUGAAAAAGAAAAAUUUACAGAUCAAAUAUUCUUCCAAUCCUGUGCACAUAAAAUAUGAUGACACAAAUGUUCAUGCAAAACCGUUGGUUAUCCCCCCCAACAAAUCAGUAAAAAAUAAUCUCAACAUUGAACAAAUUAUAAAGAAAUAUGAACAGUACAUAUAUUCGCAGGAGGUGAAGAAGGAAGAAAAAGAAAAAUCCGCGCAGGGUGAAACAACCCUAGGGGAUACUACUCACACAAGUCAGUACCUCUUAAACGAAGAGCUUCGAAAAUUGAAACAGAAAAGAGGAGCAAAGAAUGGUGACGAGUUUGCCUACAUGGAUAAGUAUGAUGACGAGAUCAGCGACAUCAGCGACAUCAGUAGUGACCUCGGCACAAAAAACAAAGUGGACCUUGGAAAUGCAGAUGUGGGGAAGAUAAAAAGACAAGAAUUCAGUGACACCAACUCGCAUCUGCAUAAUUUGAAAAUGCAAAGAACGAGCGAGGUGCCCAGAAAGGAGAUACUUAACCCUGCAGGAUCGCAAACGACGGGUGUCAUCAGAACGGCGAAUGACAGGAUAGACGCCACUGUGCGCUCAAACCCGUAUUUUAAGGGACACCCAAAUUUUGAGGACGAUAAAAGGAACACGAGUGCGAAGAAGCACGCCGACUCGUCUGCCGUCUCGAAUGACGAUUCAUCCGACAUAGACUUCUCCGUGGCGAUUAACCAGAAUUUGAAGAAAACGAAGAAGAAAAAAAGCUAG
Plasmodium cynomolgi strain B is the source of this 1518-nucleotide messenger RNA. RefSeq names its product exosome complex exonuclease. Lineage: Eukaryota; Apicomplexa; Aconoidasida; Haemosporida; Plasmodiidae. The record is from RefSeq and is a predicted model, not a curated record. The transcript is spliced from 2 exons. The coding region runs from base 1 to 1518 and encodes 505 amino acids. Gene Ontology annotation, cellular component: cytoplasmic exosome (RNase complex); nuclear exosome (RNase complex). Gene Ontology annotation, biological process: exonucleolytic trimming to generate mature 3'-end of 5.8S rRNA from tricistronic rRNA transcript (SSU-rRNA, 5.8S rRNA, LSU-rRNA); U5 snRNA 3'-end processing; TRAMP-dependent tRNA surveillance pathway.